GAUUACAGAUUUAUUUGUUGAUGGGCCAACAUUACUCGGUUAUUUUGGCUCAAAUUGUCUUAACUUAAAACUUUGAAAUUGUUUAAUUUAUGCUGUGAAAUGGCCACUCGAAAUCGUAGCUAUGAUAAAGAAAGUAAAUUGAAAGGACUGAAGAAUGACGAUUACAUUAACUUUACUCCACCGAAGUCGCGAGAGGAACUGUUACAAAAGAAACACAUCUCCUUUUUUAAACGUGUGUUGCAAGUAUUACCAUCCCAACAACUUGAUACACACAGGUAAGUGAUAAAAAUAGUAAAUAACAGAGUAAUACAUGACUCAAAAACUUUUUGAGAUAUUGCUUGGUUUCAUUUUAUGAAUUGAGUGUAGGCCUAUGUAUCAAUAGUCUUUUUUAAAUUAAAUUAUGAAUUGGGCGGACAAAUGGGGCAUGAAAUUUAAUGAAACCAAGCCAAAUGCUACACAAUGAGUAGAUACUUCGGUCAAAAAUGUAAACAUUUUUAAAAAAUAAACCAAUGGCACAGUUGAAUAGAGCUAAUUUUAAACAGAAUUAUAACACCAAAAUCAUAUUUUUAGCUGUUGUAGUUUUAAAGUUAUGAAUUUUUAAAGUACGACUUGGUUUGUCAUUUUUUAACAUGGACUGCAUCUCCACAUUCUGUGACCUCAUUCCACUGAUCGCGUCAUGCGCAAUGACUAUAAUAGUCUAUAUAGUUUAUAUAAGGCAACGCAUUCCCUAUCACUAAAAUACUGUUUAGGGUCGACUUAUUUUAAACUUUCAAUUUUGGCACAUGAAUAAGCUUUCCCUGACCAAUGGUUUAAUAGCUUUUGCACACGGCAAACUCUUAUGAAUGAAACUCUGAGAUAGUACUACGACGUAGCCGUUAUGCAAGUGGCUGUGAAUGGUUGCCAAUGACAACGUGUUGCACAGGGAAAAUUCUGAUCAUUUAUAAUAUGGACUCUGCAGGGUUUUUAAAGCUCAAAUUAAAACAUUUCCAGUUUAAAUGUCUUCAAAAUGCAUUCUGAAACACAAAAUAUAAAAUAUUUUGAUGUAUAUAGUGGUAAUAAUUAAAUAUUUCCUAAGUAUCGGCAACUUCCGCCAUUAAAAAGGGGGCGUGGCCCACGCCAUGUCGAAAUUAGGCUGAGCCACCUUAUGGUGAUAUGGGUCACUGUGACAAGUGUAACAAACGUGAGACACGACCUACAUCAAUGAAACUUGGCACAGAUAUAGAUCAAUAUCUAAUGCUCAUACAGAUUUAAUCAAAAAGGACCUUAUCUUAUUAUUUCACAAAAAAUUUUGUAUGCGAAGAUGCCUUAUAUAUACCAAAGAUUUUCAAAAUAAAGGUCGAUUGAAAAAAGCAAAAUAGCUGGCUAGAAAUGUAGGCCAAGAUGUCUUCCAAAUUAUAAGGCCGGAAACGGAACUCAAAUAUAUGUGGAAAGAACUAAUUUAAUAAUAAAUAGACACACACAUCGGAAAAUUAAAAACUCGGAUUUUUCGGCGCCGACAGCCAUUUCCGAUACAAAAAAAAUAGUAGUCUCCCUUGUUUCAUCGAAGUAUCUACAAUGAAUAUGAGCAUCUCAAGAAAAAAAAACAUCAACCUAUAUGUACUCACUACACGAGAUAAUUCUCCAACAAGUAUCAAAUAAUCCAUACCUUGGAAUUCUCUUCUCAAAUAACCUAAAAUGGUCACCCCCAUAUUGGCCAUUUAAACAAAAUUUUUAAAAAAGCCAACUCUACACUAGGUUUCAUUUGAAGAAAUCUGCGCCACUGCCUAACUUCCUGCAAACAAAAUGCCUAUCUCGCACUCGUCCGUCCACUACUAGAAUGUGGUGCAAUCAUCUGGGACCCACACCGAAAGCAAGACGUGGACAAGAUGAAGCGAAACCAGCGUAAUACGGCUUCAUCGCACAUGACUACAAAUCCACCACUUCUGGCUUCGUCACUGGCCUCUUAAAAAGAUUUGACAUCCCCUCCCUUAAAGACAGACAAGAGGGGCUCCGCCUGAUAUUCUUAUAUAAAGUGGUCAUGGGGCUGGUGCCGGCCAUCCCAGCAGGCACGUACCUCACCCCACAGAAGCCGGGUCGAUUGAUCAGAGCGAAACGCUCACUACACUGAUUUCACCACUGACAACCCCAUAAACAAUUACACCCGAAACAAUAGUGUUACGCACUGCCUUCUAUUUUGAGAAAUUAAUCUCGUAUUUUUAAUUUUAAGGCUCGUUCAAACUGUGCCUAACAAAGGACGAUACCAUAGAAAUAUGAUAAUAAAGAUAUGACACCCAAAACAGUUGCCAGUUACAAUUAAUAUGAUUUAAUUUAGUAAUAAUACAAUAACAAAACAAAAGAAAUAUAAUUAUAAAUCAUCAACUUACAGUAUGGUAGAUUUUGUACCUGUACACAGUUAGUACAAUGUGCCAAUGAAUAAUGAUGAAUGAAGAAUGCGAAUAAACUAAUAUAUAAGAACACAAAGAAUAAUACACGUCUCAUACAGUUAAUAAUUUCUAUCUGAAUCUCCGUCCCUCCGUAUCUGUCACUCCCUUACUUACAUGUGGGUCUACCGACGCGUAAACCCUGCCUUCCAGAAGCUACUCAGCAUUUGUUUACAUUUCUAGAACAAAUCGAGAUCAUUCGACAAGAUACUAAGGGACAGUCUAACCAUGUUUAAUUGGUAAACACGGCAGAUCAAAAGAACUAGCCCCGCCCAUCUAUGAAGCGAGCGUCUGCUUAAUAAUCUAAUUUAAGGUCAAGCAAAGUUCAUGCACGGGGAAAUCGUGUAAAACGUUAUACAUAACAAAAGCAAAUGCUUCACUGUGCCUUGGUGUAACACAGGGCAGUAUAAAUAAUCAUUCUUCUCACGCACAAUAAUUGCUCGGAACCACCCGGACAAUGCCGCUGUGGACCCGACAUCGGUCGAAAGCUUCAAGGCUGCCCUGGCAUCUGCUAGGAGCUGUUAGAAUAGCAGCAUCGCUGCCCCAACCGUUGCACAGAUGCCAGCAUAUGGAACCAUUGUAGCCCUGCUUAGACCUUGACUUAGCUUAGUUAAACUGCAGGAGUUUUCUCAGGGUUUUCAACAAACUUCGGACAUUCUUUUUCAUAAUAUAAAAAUAUAAUUAAGUGUAGGCCUAUGUAUCAAUAGUCUUUUUUUAAAUUAGAGUUGUUGUUUUUUACAAACAUAAAACAGUCAUUUUGAAAAAAGACUAAUGCUAUUCGGCUCGGACCCGGGAUGUCUUUUGUUUACACCUCGUAAAAUAAUCCCUGGUCCGCUUAUAACAUUUCUCUGGUCCAUUCAUUACGAGGCCAUGAGACACUUUAACCAACGCUUGUAGAUUGGUUGCUCUCUGGUGUUGGUAGAAUUCUAUUAUGUAGCCUAGCCAAGUCUCACGCUUUGCAUCUUUUGCCUGGGUGCUGUUUCCCUGGUCAGCUGCUUACAAAGGACAUAAUCAUUCUUUGUUACAUUGAUGUAUUGGAGAAACACUGGCAUAGUGGGAGCGACAUGUUCUCUACGGCCUUGCCAUUUUUCUGUUUAGGAAGGCCUAGGCAGUGGUGCAGUCACAGCGGGUUACUGGUGUAUCGGUUUGCAGUAGCACUGCUGGGCAGAUUUCUGAUUGUCAGUGGUGCAUAGCCUUGUUGGUGUGUCCCUGCUCCAGUGCCCGAACAUCUGAAAGCAGGACAAAUAAACCCAUGACAACUGACCAUAAGACAUCUGAACACAAAACAAAUGAACCAAUGGACAAGUGAACACACAGAAAAGUGAACAUAUAAACAACUGAAACCAUGAACAACUAAGAACAAAACAAACAAAAAAAGAAAAAUAUGCUCAUGCACCAAAUAAGAAAAAUACGAGCAUGAAGCUCAUCUCAACCAUGAGCGGUGCUUUAAAUAAAUUUGGCACCCUGGGGUUUUCCAAAGAUGAUGGAUCGAAUUCCGGAAAAUUUGACUGGUUUACUUGGGCGCCGACCGGUUGACCAAAGAAAAUUUGUGUUAUAUUAUUUUUGUAUUUUUGGACCCACCCUGGGAGACGGAAAGUGGUUUGACAACUUUUUCCAGAAAUAGCAUUUAUUUUCUGGAUUUUCUGCUCAGCAUGCUCCAGAGUUGACAAUGAUAACCAUGGAUGCUCACAAAGUGCCCCCUAUGUCAGACUGACACUAGUUGCUGAAUAUUUGGCUGGUCACGCGUGUCACUAACAUGACGAGUGGGCAAGGUUGGCGCCCUAUUGCUCAGGACAGAAAAUAAAUAAAAAGCUCUUAUCCCGGUUACAGUUUCUGGUCUUUUCUGAAGCUCGUUGCCAGCUGCCUGUAUGCCCCAAAAACAUUUACACGUGAGUUUUGACUUGGCCAUGGGACAUUGCCAUUUGAGAAAAUUCUCAGAAGGCUCAUUUGUCUAUGUUCUCACUUGUAUGUGUGGUCACUUGUCUGUAUGUUCACUUGCCAUGUGUGCGGGUGUCUUGUGAUAGUUUUCAUGGGUUCACUUGUUUGAGAACCAUUUGCUGCAUUGGUUGGAUAUCAAUUUCUAAUCUCUAAGGCUUCAAGGGACCAUCUGUAUAUUCCGAACGCUCUGUGGUUAAAGGAGCCAAUGCUGAGUAUCAUAAUAAUAAAACCAUGGGCUAAAGAUUGUCAAUAAAUAUACUAAGUUUUAAAUCCAUUAGAAAAGAGAAGAAACACUAGAAGUAUAUCAUAUAUAUACUUUUUCUUUUUAAACUUACCUUGAGUCUGUGUAAAGGGGUGGGGAGUGGGAAGAGCUGAGGUUACAUCAUCAGUUAUUACUUUAAGUGCUCCUCCCCGCCCACCCUGGAGAAAAAUAUAUACAACUUAAAGCCCAUUUUGGUGCCCAAGGAUUUUGUCCCCUCUGCCCCUGCCGCCCCCCCCCCCAUUUGGGACUGCCCACUCAAAAAUCUGAAAUGCCCCCUUCCCCCACUGUGGAGGAAAUUGUCUGAAAGAAACAGUGGUCAUAUUAUAAAUUCUGCAUGGUUCUCAAGAUGAGCUCAUUAAUUCAAAAUGGCCAUCAAAUCUGCUUAUGUCACAUUUGAAUUUGAACACAACAUUAACAAUAUUCUUUAAAAUAUAGGGUCAUGUAUAUCGUAUUGAAAAGGGGAAAAAUAAUAUUUAUUUUAAAAGUAGCAUUUGGAAUGGUGCCUAACAAUAAAAUAAAAUUAUUUUUAUAUCUCUGAAAGCAAAAUCUGAAGAAGAAAAAAUACAAUAUUCAGAUUAUAGCUGAUGCUUCAGUCUUUCUUGCAUAGAUUAUUUAAAGUUUCUUUCAAUUCUAUACUCUUUCUGCUAAGUGUAGCAUUAGUUUUUCGUAGAAAUGCACAUUUGCUGCAGUGAGUCUUUAUUCUUUUUAGUCAACUGAUAUUUAUAUGAAUCUGUUAAAGAUAUUGCAUUCUGGGAGCAUGCUGCAUUUGUAAUUUCCUCCACCUAUUUUUUCUAGGUCUUUUUUUAAAUUUGUAAAUCCAAAAAGCCACUUGUCUUUUUCUUUUUUAUUGGCAGUGUUGGUUGUUACUUAAAAGUUUAUAUGUGAAAAAAAAUCACUGAAAAACAAUAUGAAAAUAUAAAGUUUUAGCCUAUUUAAGCAUUAAGCAACAAUCUUUAGGGCAUAAAUAAAAGUAAUUCACAUUUUACAAGCUAAAUAAACAAUUUUACUACUAUAUAAAAAAAGAUGUGCUUCUUCAACAUCUGUUUCCUACAAAGUGCAACUAUUUUGAAGUCAUUUGGGAGGCUUUUAAAUAUAAUAAAACAAAGUAUUUUACUGUCAAGUAUUUCGUAUGUAUGUCAAGUAGUUUUCUUCAUAUUUUCAAACUAAACAUGUGUCAGAUAGCUUACUUAGACUUAGACCUUUUACCUAUAGCCUAUUAUAUUAAUGCAUUAAUUUCAUUUACUUUCAGAGUAUCUGUGGCAUUCUUUGCUAUUUCAGGACUUGAUGUGUUAGAAUCUCUCAAAGACAUAGAUGAAAAGCGGGAUAAUAUCAUAAAAUGGAUUUACAGCUUACAAAUCCAGCCUGACUUAAAUGGUGUGUUUUUUGUUAAAUUAGAAGUUUUAAUAUAUUUUGUAUUAUUUUGUGAGACCAUUCAAUAAACCAAAAAAAAAAAGAGAAUCUUUGAUUUUUUAAUUGAUAAAUACAUAGUGUACUAAAAUUUAAAACAUCAAGAAUACUGUCAAAACUAAUUGCCAAAAGACCUCAACUGUACACUGAACAAAUUCUUAAUGAGUACCAAUGUGGAUUCAGACAAAGCAGAUCAAUGACUGAUCAGAUUUUCACCAUCAGAUCCAUAUUAGAGAAAUGUUAUGAAUAUAAUAUCACAGUUCAUCAACUCUAUAUGGACUAUAAAAUGGCCUAUGACAGCAUCAAAAGAAAAUAUCUAUAUGAGAUUCUGCAGGAGUUUGGCAUACCCAAAAAAUCUGAUAAAACUGAUACAUGUAGCAUUAAACAACUCAAAAACCAAAAUCAAGGUUCAGGCAGAAUAAUCUAAGCAAUUUCAAAUUGGAUGUGGCCUAUGACAAGAGGACUCACUGUCUUUAUGCUAUUUUACCUAACAUUAGAGUUAUAAGAAACAUAUAUAUUGACACCCGAGGAACAAUAACAAGAUACGUUUUGUGGGAGACCCAAAACACACAACCUAUAGUUACUCCCUACAAUCAACCCCUUCAGUAUCUUGCAUAUGCUGAUGACACAGCACUGUCUUUAUUGAAUUAGAAGAUGCAUCACUACAUGGAGGGCUGGAAGUUAACAACCAAAAAACAAAAUACAUGACAAUGAUAAGAGAAGAACAGACAGAUGAAACCAUUAAAAUUAGAAACUAAACUUUUGAAAAAUUAAAUAAAUUCAAAUAUCUUAAUAAAUAAAAGAAAUGAAUUACUAACAGAAAUAAACGAAAGAAUAUCAGUCGGAAACAGGGCAUACUUUAGUAGUCAGUAAAUACUCAAAAGUAAAAAAAUAAAACUAUAUAUUACACUGUAAUCAGACCAGUUGUAACAUAUGCAAGUGAAACUUGGACCCUAACAAAAACAACGAAAACCUAUUAAACACAUGGGAGACAAAAGUUCUGCAAUAUGGAGCAACAAAGGAUGAAUAUGGAUCGCGAAUAUAAACCAACAAGGAAAUGUAUAAGCUAUAUCAGGAUAUUACGCUAGUUGCAGAAAUAAAAACAGCAGGCUUCGCUGCGUGGGACACUUAGAAAGAAUGCUAAAUGACAGAGGAGUAAAAAAGGUGCACCACAAAAACCCCAGAGGAAAAUGGCUCAAAGGCAGACUUAGGCUUAGAUGGAUGGAUGAUGUUGAAAAAAAUCUACAGCAACUGGGAAUCAAAGCACAGAAAAGAAAAGCAUUAGUUAGGUGUGAGUAGAAGAAAGUGGUGAGACAGGCCAAAGCCCUUCAUGGUCUGUAGGGCCACAGAGAUGGAAGAACUAAACUUUAAAAAUCAUUUUCUGUCCAAAGUUACUCUUUAUUCAUGUGUUAGUGAUAUAAGAUGGGUAGUUUUUUUUUGCCAUAGACAUUAGCAAGGGCAGAGAUUUACCACAAAAUGCUGCAAUAGAGAAAAGUAUAGUAUAUAAAAAUUUGGAUCUCUUUGAAAACUUCGUAGUCAUGUAAAGAAUCAGAUUUUUUUACGUUUCAUAAAUAUACACAUUGAUUGAUGCAAAAUAUAAAAAAAUUAAUUAUAAUUAAAAUUGAAAGACCACAAUCAGAAAAAGAUGAAAAGAUAUCUAAACUAUUGUCAAACACUGCAAGUGUUCAGUUUAAAGGAUUUGCUCUCAAUAACAUUUUCUAAACCAGGGUUCCUCAAACUAUUUUAACACAUUGUCUUUUCACUGGCCCUAGUAGGGGGUCAGACAUUCGUUUAAAGACAAUAAAUAUGAAUGAAUCCCUAUGCAUACUGCACAAAUUUUUUUUGUUCUGCAAAAAGAACGGGGAAAAUUCCAAUAAAUACAAAAUUAAUUUAAAAUGAAGAACAAUUUUAAUCAAUAUAAACUUAUUAGUAUUUUAAUUAGAAUUAUGGGCCUGGUUUGGGUAAUGAUAUAGUCAAUGCACUGUCCACAUUUGUCUCAGGUACCCAUACGAUGGCCAGGAGGGCCAGGUAAAGGACCCCUGAUGGGCUGGAUCUGGCCCCCCAGGCCGUAGUUCGAGGACCCCUGUUCUAAACCAUGCAUUAUUUAUGUAAUGAUAAUUAUUAAUUUUAAUACUGAUAACUUUCAGGCACAAAUCACAAGCAAUGUGGUUUUCGUGGAUGCUCAAUGCUUGGCCAUUUAUAUGAUACAGAUAAGGUAAUUCAUAGGUUCUCACUAAAUAACAUAGACAUAGCUGAAAUAAAUGCAAGGAAAUUUUUAUUAGUAAAUUUUUCCAUUCUUUCUCUCCUGACAAGCAACUUGGACCAUCCUUUCUGAAUAACAAGUACACAUUUCCAGCAUUUGUCAGUUUAAAUGUACACAGCACAUUUCUCACUAAACCGUUAUUGUAUUUUACAUGCUAUUGUGUUUAUUUCUUAGCGUGGGAAAUGGAGAAAAUUAUUUCAAACAUUCUGUAUAUUUUCAUACAGGCCAAGGAGCAAGUGAUACCUUACGACAGUAGUAAUAUUGCUAUGACAUACACAUCAUUAGUUUCACUGCUGAUACUAGGUGAUGAUUUGUCAAGAGUUAAUAAAAAAGCAGUUAUAACUGGGAUUAGAAGUUUGCAACAGUCUGAUGGAAGGUUUGUAUGACUGUAUAUAACUGUUUUGCUUUUUCAUGUGAAACUAUUAUAAAGGCAAUAUUGGUUCUUAAAUGAUCUCAAAAGUUCAGCUAUUACAUGUGUUAUUCAUUAUCAAAAGCACAAUACUCUUUAGAAGUGUGAGGUUGACUUUUUUUUUUUAUUGUACUUUGGUGUUUUCAAAAAGGAGAUGUAAGUGGAAAUUCAAAAUAUUUUAUCAAAUAUCUAUUUCAAUUUAUUUCAAAUUUUAACAGUAUAUUUUUCCUGGGUGACAAUGAAAAGUAUUAAUGAGCAUUUUGAAAUUGUGUAGCUAGCUGUUACUGAAAAAGACUGCUACUUUAUAAGUAAUGGUUUCAGGAGAUUUUCCAACAAUCUUCUCAACCUUGUCCAAUUAUUUUUGAUGCAACUAGUUUGUAGCUGAAAGCAUUUAACACUUUAAUUGGAAAGAUUAUGCACAAAUAUGCAAGCUUUUUUGUUUUAGACAGUGCUUAAAUAAGUUUUAUUCUUUCUCUAAAAGGCCCAUAACUUUUCAUUCUGCUUAAAAAUUGAUGAAAAACUUUUAUGUUAGGUAGCCUACCAACCUCGCAGUGUUAAUGGCUGUAUUAGGUCUGAGCCGGGUACUGACCUGGAUACCCAGAAAUAACAAGUAUUAUUACACCUGGCACAUAAAAAAGUUGGCAGCUUCCAUGCGAAACUAUAACCAUAACUAUUACAGAGCACUUGCUACAGAACCCGCCACCCCCUAUCAAAAUUUAAGUACAUAAAAUCUCUGCCCUCCCCUUCUCAAUGCAUGUUUCUCAAUUUCAAGGUAUAAUUCUGGUUGUGGUCGCCACAACUUGGCUAAUGUUAUAAAGGUGUAGCAGCACUAAAAAGGCGGAGAACCGCUGGGUUAGGAUUAUAUUAUUAACCUAUUAGUGUUUUGAAUCCUUCAACUUUUGAUGCCUUCAUGACCGCCACUGGUUCUAUACGUGCACUUUUUGCUUCUCCCCAUUGGGUGGAACACGUUAUAGAAAAUAAGAAAUCUCUUACUCCAGGGCUUGUGCCCGCCCAUAUUAUCUCAAAAUACCUGGACCGGGUGUAAAAAGGCUGUAUUGGUCCUGGUUUCAUGUCAUUUCUGAGAGGAGAAAAUACUUAAAGCUUUAAUUGAUUUUAAUUUUAAAGAACAUGAAGAUCUCAUAGUUUAAUCCAGAACUAUUAAGCCACAGGGAUCUAAUAAAUUAAAACCUCUGUGCAGGACAGUGAGCUGUGAUCACAUCUAGAUUUUUAUAUUUGACUAGAGCAUUAAAUCUUCUUAAUUUUAUCUCAUGAGCAAAAAUGUUUACAAAUUCCUAAGCAAGAAACACACACAAUGCAAUUUGUUUUAAAUUCAAAUUCUGGGUCAAAAGUUCAAAAAAUAUCUUUCCUGUUAAUACUUUCAGAUUUUUUUUAAUUCCAUGUAUUUUCCUGAUACAAUUAGGCCAUGUCAUAUUUUUGAGACAUGACAACCAGAAAAUCAUUAAAAAUCUUUUAGAGAGACCAUAGAAAUGCUAUUUUUAUCACUUACAAAGUUGGUUUUUUAUACAGGCUUUUCUCCUUCCAUCAAAUAGUUGCUAUUCUGGACACAAGUAUCAUAACAACAUUUUCAUAUACGAACUGAUGAAAUUCAGACUUAUAAUUUUAGAUAAUUUUUCUUUUUGUCUGUUUGUCAUUUAGUUCUGCCACUUUUAAGAUAAACUCUGAAUCAUAUCUAAACUGAUUUUUUAAAUUCCAACUUAGAUUGAUUUGCUUAAAAAAUGGCAAGAAAUCUUUCAAUUCAGUUAUCUCCCUUCUUCAUAUGUCCUUCUUUGGUGCAUUGUCCCACUGUUUGGUGAUUAUUUUAUUACAUUAAGUUAUUAUUUAAAGUUGUUAUCAGACCUAUUGAUUUUCUGAGGUAAAUUUUAUAGCAAAAAAAAAAUAAUAAUAGUUUUUUAAUAAAAUGCCAUUUUAGCUAUCUGGAACAAUUUCAUGUGGUCAACUCCACUCUUUUUUAUAAAACUAUGGAAUUUUAUCCAAUAUUAAUCUCACAAUAUUAUGGACACCAGUAGGAAUACUGCCUCAGGAAUAAAGUUUUUAACAAUUGUAUCUUAAAAUUAUUAAACAAAUUUUUUUUAAAUAACCAAUUACACCCAUUAUAUCAUUUUUUUAGUUUAAUUUUUAUGCUCCAGCAGCUGAAAUGGACAUUUUAAAUUUUAAAUUGUGUACCAUGCAACAUUUUUGCAAAUUACUGGUGUAUCACAUUAAUGUUUUAAAUGUUGUUGGGUAAUGUGUGUCUAAUUUAUUUUGUGGUGGUUUUUUUACAGCUUUUAAAUUUAAUUUUAUUUUCAUAUUUCUUUUCUAUUUAUUUUUUCAGUUUCAUUUCAGUUCUGGAGGGCAGUGAAUAUGACAUGAGAUUUGUUUACUGUGCAUGCUGUGUGUGCUACAUUUUGGAUGAUUGGAAAGGCAUGGAUGUAGAUAAAGCUGUAUCAUAUAUUGUCCAGAGUCUUGUGAGUGGCAUGUUAGUGGGGGGGGUUUUCAUUAGCACUGUCUUUUAAAUGAUCAGUUCUUAUUUCACGGGUGUAAUGUUUUAAUGAGGGCAUAUUAAAAAUUAUUCUUUUCAUUUCAACAUAGUCUCACUAAAACCAUUCAGUAAAUUGUUGUGAAAGUUAAACUGGAAAUUCAAACACAUACAUUUUUCAAUGUGGAUUGCAUUGAAUUCAAAUUGCCCUACAUCAAUUGCUACCAAAAAUUGUCUGCUGAAUAUUUAUUAUGCUAUUAUUUAUGGUGCUUUCUAAUAUUCUCUAGGUAAUUUAUUGUUUUAUUCAGUUGAAGACAAAGAUAAAUAAUCUUGGACAUAACUAACUGGAUUCAAAUUUGACAAAACUCCAAUUAAACAUCCAAAAGUCCUAUUUAAAACAACAGCUAAAAGUCUUAAUUUAAAAAAAACAUCCAAAAGUCCUAUUAACACAUCCAAAAUUCUAUUAAAACUUGUGGAUUUCAUUUCUGAUGUCAUGUGGAAUAUUAGCCAAUUAAUCAUCAAAAAAAGUAAACUAAUUGACAAAAUGGCCAAUUCAGCCGAUUUAUUGGUGCAACCCUAUUAUAAAUGUUGCAGCAGAGUUUAAGUUAUGCUAUUCUCUCAAAAUGUAUCAUGUGUUUUGAAGUUUAAAUUCUAUCAAUUUCAGUCAUAUGAAGGAGCGUUUGGUCAAAGACCGUUCAAUGAAGCGCAUGGUAAGUAAUCUGUUGGCACUUUUUAAAAUUCAUUUAAGUUUACUCAGUGCCGUCUUAGCACAUAGGCACACUCUUCACUUGCCAAGUCCCUACAAUAGUUCUAUAGGUCUAAGCAGCUAUAUUAUUCAUAAGAGAUCCUGUUGCAUUUUUUACACUGGAGCUGAAAAAGUGCUAUGUUUUUAUUCUCCUUCCAUUCAUUUAGUAGCUUUCUUUUAAUUGACCUAUGACCUGUACUACAUGUUUUCAACUUAAAAGCCACCCUUUAUCCCUUUAGUUUUCAAUUUAUUUAUAAUUUACAAAUAAAUAUUUUUAAUAUUAUAUUAUCAUAUAAUUUUAGUAUCAUCCUCUUAUGCCCUAGUUUUAAUAUCCUUAAACCAUUGGUUCCCAUAAAAUCAUUGCCUUGAUAAAAGCUUGUAAUUUAAUACUUUCUAAUGAUUUUAUAUUUCUCUUAUUAAAAAAUAUAGGUUGAAUUUUCUUUUAAAUAAAUAAUUAUUUCUAUCUUUUCCUAAGUAUUGGAACCAAUUUAUUGCACUUGCUUUAUUUAGGUGGCUCCACAUUUUGUGCCGUUGCUUCUCUAGUUUUGAUGGAUCGUCUUAAUACAGCCCUUAAAGAAGCUCAACUGUCACAGCUUAAAAGGUGGUUACUGAGGCGGCAAGAAACAGGUUUUACUGGACGACCCAACAAACCUGCAGAUACCUGCUAUUCUUUUUGGGUGGGGGCAACUUUACAGGUAAAAAUGCAAUCUGGCUCUUUUUUUUAAAUUUUGAUUUUUCUCUUUUUUCUUCAAUUAAAUGAUAAGUCUUUUUUUUUUCUGUGCCCUUUAUAUUUAUUUAUCUAAUAAAAUCACUACCUUUUAUAAAUAUUUUUAUCUCCAGAUGUUGGGUGUAUUAGAUUUGUCAAAUGUUACCUUCAAUAGAUCAUUUGUAUUGAGUACACAGUCUCCCAUUACCGGUGGAUUUUCCAAAUAUCCUGAUCAUAGUCCAGGUAAUCUUUUAUAACCUUUUGCAUCAAUGCAAACCAAUAAAUUAUUAUAGCGGAACACUUAAUUUUUUUGCAAAUUCAUAUGUAACAGCAUGUUAAAAUUUUCAAUAAAUCAGUCAAGAAUUAUUUUUAUAUUUUCUGGUUGCAAUAGAAAAGUUAUUGAAAAAAAUUACGCUUUAUUCACAGAUCCAUUACAUACAUAUUUAGGAUUAUGUGGAUUGUCACUAAUUGGAGAGCCCGGUCUUAGUCCAAUCUUUCCUGCCUUGAACAUGUCACAGAGAGCUUAUGAUCACCUGAGCAACUUGCAUAGGCAAUGGCGAGAAGGACCAGAUCACUGAUUUAACUUAAUUUGUCCUAAUUUAUUUUAAAAUGUCCAAAUAAACAGAAGAUUAUGGCACGCUCAAUGUAACUGUAUUUGACACAAUGUUUGAUCCAUCUUAUUUUUACCCAAUCUUUCUAUACAUCUUCAAGCCUGACAAUUCUGAUUGCAAGCCUAAAUAUAAAUAUUAGUCUACUAUAAUUGAAAAGGGAGGAAAUUGAUUUUUAUAUGUGCUUUGAUAUAUGUCAUCAGAAAAUACAAGUCUGAUCUUCUCUUCAGUUCACAUAAUGAUGUGCCUGCUGCUGAGUGUGAA
Lymnaea stagnalis (great pond snail) is the source of this 13498-nucleotide messenger RNA. NCBI's taxonomy places the organism in Eukaryota, Metazoa, Mollusca, Gastropoda, Lymnaeidae. The record is from the annotation of a GenBank genome assembly.